AGGCCAGCUUUCUCAGCCUGUCCUUUGAAGUAAUUAUUGUUCUUUCCAAAUGUAACUUUACAAACAGUGUAUGUUUAGAAGAAGCUUAUUUAAUGGCCUGGGUUGCAUCAUGUCACUUGGCUCCACUUUUAAUCCAGGGCCACUGGAAUAACACUGGCUCAGAGCCUGUGCGGCUCCGUCCUCCUUCCGCCUCACACGUGGCUGGCGAGCGGCUGCUCCUUGGAGAAGAGCUGGAUGUGAGGAGCAGAACCUGGUUCUUAUCAGCAGCGCUGCUGCCAGCUCCAGAUUGUGCACUUGGAGUCACCCUAAUGCCUCCUAAAGCUCCUCUGCUCCGUGAUAGCAUCGAAUUAGCGCCAGCGAACACCAAUAUUGGAGGAGGUUGAUGAUGGGAGGAAGGAAGCUCAGGGGUAAUCAGCUCUGAAGCAUCUCAUGAUAAGGUACCAAAAUGGGCUGUAAUUACGUGCGUGGGGGAGUUGCAGAAGGAAAGGAGAAGCUCCCCAGCAGGAAGCCAUGAAAACGGCACAGAGCCUGCAGGAGAGUCCAGGAGGAAACACAGCCCCAUUGUUUGAGGAGCUCUUGGCACUCGAGUGCUGUGGUCCAAGAACACAGCUUCCAGGCAUUACCAGCCCAGCGACGGGCCACAAAAACAAUUCCAAACUGGCUUCCCAAGAAGCACUUGUCUGUCCUCAUAAAACCACACCACUGACUCAUCUAAACGCUUGCUGGUUUGUUUUUAACCCCGAAUCCUUCCAGCCUCCUGAGUGUUUCCAAGCUGCAGGGAGCAGGAAGGUAACGUCUGGAGGGAGCUGCCUGGAGCUGUGCACUGCCAGAGAGACUCUCCCUGCAGAAGAGUGCGGUAGACAGAAGAGGGUGCUGCGGCCUCGGCCACCUCCCUGCCCCUGCAGCCGAGUGUCACAAGAACACUGAGUUCCCGCAGCAUUCAAGCAGCUUUCCUGGCUCCCAAACAACCUGGAAGAGAAGCAGAGCGGUGCGGGGCUGCCCUCCGAUGGGUGACGGGGUGCCCGGAGCUCCUGGGCUUCCUGCUGCGGAGGGGGAUGAGCAGUAGAAGGUUCUGGUUUUGGCCCUGAGGAGGAGCAAGGAUGUCCAUGAGGAGCCCCGUUUCCCCGCCGCUGGAGCUCGAUGGCGCGGGCAGCAUGGUGAACUGCACCAUCAAGACGGAGGAGAGGAAGGAGGGAGGCCACGAGACCCCCCCGGGGGCUGCCCCCAACACCGAGCCCCAUCCCUGUGACCCACCAGGACCCCCACCGAAGGACAGCAGUGACCCCCAGGCCCUGCCGCAGGAGUCCCCCUCGCCCGCUGGCGAUGCGCCGGAGCCCAGGCGCUCUGCCUUCGAGCCGGCCGUCAGCAGCCAGGACAAGCUGGACUUCAACAGGAACCUGAAGGAGGUGAUGCCAACCAUUGAGAAGUUACUGUCCAGUGACUGGAAGGAGCGGCUGCUGGGCAGGAGCACUGCUGAGUCCAAGGAAGUGAAAGGAACCCAGGAGAGCCUGGCAGAGAAGGAGCUGCAGUUGCUUGUUAUGAUCAACCAGCUCUCCACGCUGCGGGACCAGCUCCUGACGGCCCACUCGGAGCAGAAGAACAUGGCCACGAUGCUCUUCGAGAAGCAGCAGCAGCAGAUGGAGCUGGCGCGGCAGCAGCAGGAGCAGAUCGCCAAGCAGCAGCAGCAGCUCAUCCAGCAGCAGCACAAAAUCAACCUCCUGCAGCAGCAGAUCCAGCAGGUCAACAUGCCCUAUGUCAUGAUUCCCGCCUUCACCCCCAGCCACCAGCCUCUCCCUGUCGCUCCCGACUCCCAGCUGGCGCUCCCCAUCCAGCCCAUCCCCUGCAAACCAGCAGUGGAUUACCCGGUGCAGUUACUGCACAGCCCCCCUCCUCCUGCACUGAAGAGACCCGCCGGCUCGGGCCACCUCCCGAUGCAGGAGACCUCGCAGCCGCUGAACCUGACAGCUAAACCCAAAGGAUCCGACCUCCCCAGUGCCUCCAGCUCGCCCAGUUUGAAGAUGAGCGGCUGCCAGUCCCUCACACCGAGCCAUGGGGCCACCAGGGACCUGCAGACCAGCCCCUCCAACCUGCCUCUGGGGUUCCUGGGUGAAGGCGAUGCCAUCACCAAAGCCAUCCAGGAUGCGCGGCAGCUGCUGCAUGGGCACAGCGGAGCCAUGGACGCAUCACUGAGCAACCCCUACCGCAAGGACCACGUUGGGAUCGAUUCUUCCCCGGUGAAGGAGCGGAUGGAGGAGACCCCUGCCCACCGGCUGGACGAGGCCCUGUUGGGCUGUGAGAUGGAUGGCUCCCGGCACUUCCCGGAAUCCAGGAACAACAACCACAUCAAGCGGCCCAUGAACGCCUUCAUGGUGUGGGCAAAGGACGAGAGGAGGAAGAUCCUGCAGGCCUUCCCAGACAUGCACAACUCCAGCAUCAGCAAGAUCCUGGGAUCCCGCUGGAAGUCCAUGACGAACCAGGAGAAGCAGCCCUACUACGAGGAGCAAGCCCGGCUGAGCCGGCAGCACCUGGAGAAAUACCCCGACUACAAGUACAAGCCCCGACCCAAACGAACCUGCAUCGUGGAGGGCAAGCGGCUGCGGGUGGGCGAGUACAAGGCAUUGAUGAGGAACCGGAGGCAGGAUGCCCGGCAGGGCUACGUGCUCGGAUCCCAGGGCAGCCAGAUGCCCCCCAGCUCCUCGGAUGUGCUGUACCCGCGGCCGGUGGGCAUGCAGCUGAUGGAGCACUACCUGCCCCGCGGCAUGGAGCCCAGCAUGCCCAUCAUCGUCAACACCUGCAGCCUCAAGGAAGGGGAUGCAGGGGAGGACGGGCACUCGGUGCCUGAUGCUGAGAUGUUCCGCUACAGCGAGGAGGAGGACUCAGAGGGUGAGGACAAGAGUGAUGGAGAGCUGGUGGUGCUGACGGACUGAGCGGGGCCGGGGGGGGAUGCAGGAGGGCUGGUUGCCACCAAAGAGGAGGUCACAGCAUCCCCCCCGAUGUGAUGGGGCUCGGCUGAAGGGCUGCACUGGGAGCAGAGGAACACAGGAGCCGCUGCUGCCUGCCUGCAGAUAGGUCCUACAGAGGUGGGCACCCAGCAUUUUGGGUAGGUGCUUCCUGGAGGGGUUGAUGAGCAGUGAUGUGCUGCAUGGCCGGGAUGUGCCAACCAAGCUGGGAAGGGCUGGCUCAUCAACAGGGGCAUGGGCAGCUGAGGACACAUGGGAUGUGAGUACCACGGCUGCUGAGCAUCACACUGAGAGGGACCUGAGGGUAUCCAAUUGUGGGGAAACCUCCAGAGCAUCACCCAGGGGUCUUCUGC
This is a messenger RNA of Neopsephotus bourkii (Bourke's parrot), 3313 nucleotides long. It is a transcript of the gene SOX13, whose product is annotated as SRY-box transcription factor 13. Gene Ontology annotation, molecular function: RNA polymerase II cis-regulatory region sequence-specific DNA binding; DNA-binding transcription factor activity, RNA polymerase II-specific. Bases 1101 to 2927 code for a protein of 608 amino acids. NCBI's taxonomy places the organism in Eukaryota, Metazoa, Chordata, Aves, Psittaciformes, Psittacidae. Gene Ontology annotation, cellular component: nucleus. The transcript is spliced from 14 exons. The record is from RefSeq and is a predicted model, not a curated record. Gene Ontology annotation, biological process: cell fate commitment; regulation of transcription by RNA polymerase II.